Molecule: messenger RNA, 6963 nt
Organism: Eriocheir sinensis (Chinese mitten crab)
Lineage: Eukaryota; Metazoa; Arthropoda; Malacostraca; Decapoda; Varunidae
Product: putative neural-cadherin 2
Exons: 26
Coding region: 117-6821 (2234 amino acids)
Biological process (GO): homophilic cell-cell adhesion
Cellular component (GO): plasma membrane; catenin complex
Molecular function (GO): calcium ion binding; cadherin binding
Source: RefSeq, a predicted model, not a curated record
UAAUCCUACACAGACUAUUCAGGAAAGUAUAAGCGAAAUAGUAAUAUAAAUCCUACGCUCACGACUACCACAAUUACCACUACCCACCACCACCACCACCACCACUGCCUCUCAAGAUGGACCCCGGCAAGAUCUUUCAAAUCAUCACCAACAGCACCCUCCUAGCCACCCGCCUGCUCCCCGCCGGCCACACGCCCCUCCUGGAGUUCUCUUCCCCCCGCUACUGCGCCGCACUGCCCGAGGACAGGCCCCCAGGCGGCACCGUCACCACCGUCACCGCCACCCACAGACACGGCGCCGAAGUGAGGUACAGCAUCACGGGGGGGAACAGGGACGGGCUCUUCACCAUCGAUCAGCGCAAGGGAAUCAUCACACUCGCUGCCGCCCUGGACUACGAGAUCAGCAACGAGCACGAGUUGGUGGUGUCUGCCGAGGGUGACAUGGAGGUGACGCAUACGGUGGUGCAGCUGAGGGUGACCGACGUCAACGACAACCCCCCGGUCUUCCUGAACCCCGACCCUCGCAUCACCCUGGUGGAGGAGGACGACCGAGACUUGCCCGCCCCUGUGGCGAAGGUGAUGGCAGUGGACGCAGACAGCCGGGAUGCGGGGCGUCUGGUGUACCGCGUGAUCGGCGACGGAACGCACCAUGAGGAGACGGGCGGCGGCGGUAGCGGCUGGGAGACGUUCUUCGCUAUCCACGCCCGCACCGGAGACCUCAUCCAGCUGAAGGCGCUGGACCGGGACCCGCCUCAGGGCAGGGACGAGUGGCGGCUGCGCGUGGAGGUGCGGGAUGGCCAGUGGUGGGAGGAGAAAGACGAGGUCACCCCCACGCUGCCCAACCUCUCCUCCCCGACGCACCACCACCGGCAGGCGUCAUGGGGCCACCGGGAGCCUGAGGGGGACACGCACAUUGGGGAAUCAAGAGGUCAGAGGCGUGGCGGAGUCGGGGUCACGGUGCCAAGUGGUUACAGAAGCAGGAGAGCUGAGCGUCGCGCGUCACUCAGCGACUUCAUGAUUCACGGCACGGAGCGACUCAUCUCCUCGCCUCUUUACGCCCCGGACGCAAUGCAAACUGCCGAGGCCACCACACGUCUUCCAGGUUUUUCCAGACGGGCGCCAGGAAAGCUCCGGAACCAGGACUCAUACUCAUUCAAUCCUAGACUCGAUGAUGACAAGGUGAUGACUUCCAGGAUAUCUGAUACGGGGGGAAAAAACAAGAACCCUCCUUCCGACCCUUCCGCCUCGGCAGACUUGAGUGACAGCCGCGGGACGGUGCCUCGAGACUUAGAAAUGAGACACGUGGCGCCGCCGUUCAGGAAGGUUCGCCACGCACUGUUCUAUCCGCCCCGCCUCACCUUCGGGGUCCAGGAGUUUCAACGUGAGCUACGAGAAGACCCUCACCUGGAGCAGCGACGGAGGCAAGGCAGCAUUAACGAGGACGAUGUAAAAGUUUCCGUCUUAGGAGAAGAUUGCAGGAAGCCGCUUGAGAUGAAACAACUCCUCGCAGACUCAUCCGUGGCAGAUCCCGGCCAGCACGACGCUCCGGAGACACUCUCAGAUCGCACGAGAGGGAAGGGGGACAGGACAAACCUCAGGACAAACCUCUCACAACUCCCCGUUACGAGAGGUACUCAAGGCAUGUCAGGAAAGUCGAGUCGGAGGCAGAGGAAUCCCAAGAAGUCUCGCGCGGGACAUAAAGAAGCCAAGCUGUCCCUCUUCUCGCCUGGACGAAAACACUCAACAGACAAGGACCAGCAACACAACGCCGCCGCAGAGAGCACAAACACGCGACUCCUCCAAGACACGAAUGUUUCAGAGUCUUUUACCGCCUCCCGUCGCCUCGUGCGUUCCUCCCAGCGCCGUAAGGGUCACAGGGUCAAGCGGGAUGCCACUGACGCGGACUACGGAGGGCUGGAGGGCAUCCCGACAGAGGAGAGAGGCUGCGACGAGGCGAUGUUUGACUACGGUGACGGGGGCGGCGACUCAGGUUGGCGUGUGCACGUGGUGGAGACGGUGGUGACGGUGAAGGUGAAGGACAUCAACGACAACGCCCCCGUCUUCCCCGACACCACCAUCUUGGGCGCCGUGGAGGAGAACGGUGCUACGGGGGCGAGAGUGGUGGAGGUGAAGGCGUGGGAUGCGGACGACGACAAGGACGGGAGCAACGCGCGCCUCACCUACGCCAUCGAGAAGAACGUGGUGGACGAGGCCUCCGGGUCCGCCCUCUUCAGCAUGGAGCCGCACACGGGACAGGUCAGGACGGCGCGCUGCUGCCUCGACAGGGAAGCCACGCCCGAGUACCGCCUGCAGGUGGUGGCCGCCGACGGGGGAGGCCUGAAGGGUACAGGGACGGUGGUGGUGCGCGUGACGGACGAGAACGACAACCCGCCCCGCCUUGCCCGCCGCCAGUGGGAGCUGGAGGUGGACGAGACGCCGCCGUAUACCCAGCCGCCCAACACGACCCUGCUCAAGCUGACGGCCACGGACAAGGACGACAACAACACCUUCCUUUAUAGGGUGGUGCCGGGAAGCGGGCCUGGCUGGGAGAACUUCGGCAUGCGCUCCUUGGGUUCCUCCGGGCAGCUCUUCGCCCUCAGGAACCUUGACUACGAAGAGGAAAGCCACCGACGAGGCUUCCGGUUCAUGGUGCAGGUAACGGACCAGGGUUCCCGGGGGUGGGAGGACCUCGCCCACAUCGACUCCGCCUGGAUCACCAUCCAGCUGAGGGACGUGAACGACAACCCGCCGGUGUUUUCCCGCCCCAACACCCACGUCAAGGUGCAGGAGGACGCUGCCCUCGGCACCCUGCUGGCCACGAUGCCCGCCCACGACCCUGACAUGGGCGGGACACAGGACGUGAACUAUCGAUUGGAGGGUGGCUGGGGCGCCCUCGCUGUAGACGCCAACGGCGGCGUCAGCCUCAGGCGACAGCUGGAUCGUGAGGCUCCCGGCGGUGCCUCGGGAAAGGCGCUGGUGGUGGCGGUGGACCGCGGCAGCCCGCCCCUCUCCGCCACCGCCACCAUCACCAUCACCGUCACUGACGUCAACGACUGUCCGCCGCGCUUGCUGCCACCAACACGCCUGCAUGUGACGGAGGGCGGCCCCUCCACCCGCCUGGGCGUGCUAAGGGUGACGGACCCCGACGUGUGGGGGCUGGGCCAUGGCCCGCCCUUCACCCUCGCCUUGGCGCCCACCAACCCGCCCCACGUCUUCUCCCUCAUCGAGCUCAGAUUUGACCAACGACUGGAGAGCGGGCGUGGCGGGGCGGAGCUGUGGACGAGGGGCGCCGUGGACCGGGAGCAGCACCGACAGCUGAGCGUGGCGGUGCGGGUGUCCGACGCCCAGGGCCUGGCCGCCACACACCGCCUCACUGUGCUGGUGGACGACCUCAACGACAACCCCAUGAAGCCCGCGGCCAAAGCAGUCUACCUGUGGAAGACGCAGGGUGCCGGGUCCGAGGCGCCGCUGGGCAGGGUCUUCGUGGAUGACCCGGACGACUGGGACCUCGGCGACAAGGAGUUCGAGUGGGCGGGUCCUCCUCACCCUUUGUUCACCCUCCACCCCCGGGACGGCACCAUCCUCGCCUCCAGCCAGGUCCGGGAGGGCAGGUACGAGUUGCACUUCUCCGUGAGUGACCGGGCGUGGCGUCAGAGGGGCGUGGCCGCUAACGUGACGGUGGCAGUGCGGCUCCUCACCCCGGAAGCCCUGGCCCACGCCGCGCCCCUCGCCCUCACGCCCACCACGCCCGCCGAUCUCACCCGCGGCUGGUCCCCUGCGAAGGGCGGCGGAGGGCUCGGCUCUUUACUGAAGGGGGUGAAAAAGGUGCUGGAAGAGCCGGACAGCAAGGUGGAGGUGGUCAGCGUGUACGGCGGCUGUGCUCCCCCUCCUGCUGCUUCACCAUCCUUGCCACCUACCGCGCCCCCUGCCACGCCCCAAGACACGCCCCCCGCGACGCCCCCAGCGACACCCUCUACGUGUGUGUGGGUCAGUGUGAGGGACACCCAAGGGAGUUACAUGAACGCCGUCAAACUCCAGGGCCUCCUUGCGCUCCACACCCGCCAGCUGGAAGCGGCCACCAACCUGACAGUAGUGGUGGAUGACCCCGCCGCCCUGGCCCCCACCGCCUGGAAGCACCGCCACCACCACCGCCUGGGCGACCAACACACCGACGGAGGCGACGACGACGUGACCCUCCACUCCGCCGCCUCCCUGGCCUCCACGCGCCUCCCCCUACAGGUCGUGGACACAAACGCCACCGCCCUCGUCACGCCACGCCUCACCCGCGCCCACUCCUGCCACGCCCACGCCCACACCCACGCCCCCGACCCGGAGGACUGCACGCCCACCUCCUGCCUCAACGGUGGCCGCUGCGUCAGGACCGAGGAAGGCAACGACAGGUGUGUGUGCCCCGGGGGAGCCUCGGGGCCGCAGUGCAAGGUGUUGUCCCGCACCUUCUUGGGCUCCGGCUGGCUGUGGCUCCACCCGCUGCCGCCUUGCCUCCCCGUCACCCUCUCCCUCCGCCUCCUUACCAGCCAAACAAACGCCCUUCUUCUCUACUCCGGGCCCUUGGCACCCACACCCCACCACGCCACACCGACCCCCAUGCUCGCCCUGCAGCUGGUGGACGGGCGGCCCCAAGCGCUGCUGGAGGGUGAAAGCGGCCCACUCAAGCUGCAGGUGAACAGCACUCUCAACGACGGCCACUGGCACACCCUGCACCUGGCACUGGACUCACAGGGCGUGGUGAUGAUGGUGGACCUGUGCGGGCGGGGCUGGAAGGACGGGCCCAAAGGCGAUGCACACUGCCUGACGCGGGCACGCUGGCGGACUCCCAGAAACGGAGGCGCCUGGCUGGACUCCGUGCCUCUGCAGGUGGGCGGCCUGGCUCACUCGGUGCCCCGUUUGGAGGACCACGGGUGGCGGGAGGCGCCCACGCAGCAUCACCUGACAGGGUGCCUCGCCCGCCUCACCAUCAACUCUCAGGUGUUGGACCUUGGUGAGCCGGUCUACAACCACGCCACUGAAAGUGGCUGCCGCCCGCAGGACGUGGCCUGCUCCCAGGGGCCGGGUGGGUGUGGCCUGCGGGGUCAGUGUGUCGGUGGCCUGAAGCAGCCCCGGUGUGAGUGUGACCCUGGGUGGAGAGGACCCGGCUGCUCCACUCCGACCGUGCCAGCCCGCCUGGGGUCGGCCUCUUACAUGAAGGUGGCGCUGUCCUUCACGCCGGGGCCGCGGGUGGUGCGGGUACAAGUGCGGGUGAGGUUUCGGGGUGCCAGAAGCGGCUUGCUGCUCCAGCUGGCCGCCCACCACCGCGCCGCCACCUAUACACUACACUUGCAGGCGGGCGUGGCGUGCGCCUCCGUGUCGGGGGCCGGCUGGGCGGCGCGACAAACAUGUGUGGAGCGGCGGCCGCUGGGAGACGGUGCCUGGCACACCAUCGCUGCUGAGCGUCACGGCGACAACCUGCUGGUAAGCGUCGACGACGGCAACGGCUGGCAUCUCAACGAGACCCUGGCGUCUCUGGCGGCACCCAACGGGUCGGUGCCGCCGCCGCCCCUCAUUGUGGAUAAGCACGACGGCGUGACGGUAGGCGGCCUGCCGGAGUUCAGGGGCGUGGACCUGGUGACCGUCCAAAACGACCUGCAGGACACCUGCCUUGACGACCUGAGAGUGUCGGGCCAUCCACUCCCGCUUUCGCCCGCUGUGAACGGCACCAGCUGGGGUCAAGUAACAACACUGGAGCAGCUGACUCAGGGCUGCAGUCCUGCAAGGGACCCAUGCAUAGAUACCAGCUGUGCGUCGCCACUCUCCUGCCAUCCGGUCUGGGAUCAGCCCUCCUGCAGGUCAGCUGUCCCCUCCUCGUCACCAAGUUUCAUGGGAACACAUGUAACAUUUGUAUUUUAUUUCCUUCAGACGUGCAUCACAGACCUUCAUCCAUUCUUGUUGCUGAGGCGUGUGUGGGCCAGAGUUGCAGUGAUACACUCAGCACCACGUUGGGUUAAUAUCAACAAAUAUUUUCGCGGCAGCUGUGGUCCGGGCGGGCGUCAGGUGGCCAGCGUCUGUGAGGACGUGGACGAGUGCCUGUGGCGGCCGUGUCUUCACGGUGGUUCCUGUCACAACCUGCGGCCGGGCUUCCUGUGUGUGUGUGGGCCAGACCACCUGGGUGACCACUGCCAAUGGGCCAAGAUAGCUCCGGAAGGUCAUCCGAUCACGGCUCCAGCGGCAAUAGCUGCCAUCACCGUUUCCGUCCUUGUUCUAGCCGUGCUGGGCAUGGUACUAUCCCUGCGGCGCCGCCGUCUGCGGGUGGCUCGAGGGCUUCAAGCUGAAGCGGAAAAAGUUAGCGGCAGUAGUCUGCGAAGUGCCACGUCUGGCGCCGGAAACAAGGCUGAGGAAGGUGGCGACGACACUAUGCUGGAGCUGCUGAGGCUGAAGGUGUCGGGAGACUCCCCUGAACACCGGCGGGAAGGCAUCGAGGGGGGCAGCGGCGGUGGCAGCAGUGGUGGAGGCAUCACUCCCAUGGUGGUGGCAGCAGCCCAACACUUCCCUGUUCCGCCGCCCCCCAAGGUGUUCCAGUCAGAGGAGAGCAUAAAGGCCUAUGCAUACGAGGAGGAAAUGUCAUCAACACUGUCAGAUCUGACGAUAAGGCAAACAGGUGGCCCCUGCCUCGUCCCUGGAGCAGCGGGUUUCCUCGUCAACACUAGCGCGCCCCGCCCGGCUCUCCCCGACGCCCAGGCCACAACGGUGGACUUGCAGGGACGCACCACAGUCGGGCUGGCGAAGGAAAAGCCUCUCAUCUCCUCCACUUCUCCUCCCGCAGACUGACCUCGACACAGCCUCCGCCUCCCCGCCGCGCCCCGAGCGCUGCUUCCCGUCCGCCACGCACGAAGGGGGGGCGGCCAGGCUUCCCCGUCGCCGCCACCGCCCCCGUCGCCUCGGAUCCCCGGCUGUGGCAGCAAGAAUUGAC